AUCAAGACGAGCACAAAGAAUAUGAGGUUAAAUCUGUCAUCUCCUCAACCGAUGAUACGCCAUUUUAAUUGCCCUUCCUUAUCGUUCAAACAUGCGAUAUCGACCUUCGAAUGCUUGUCCCUGAAAGAAUCCUUCAUUAUGCAAUCCGUUACUCUUGUAUAAAAAGGUUUUUUUUAAUUCCCGCCGUUUUGAAGGCGAGAAGCUUGCGGUAAACCGGGAAGCUCGCCCUGUUUGAAUGGCAGUUAUGGGUAACAAACCGCCAAAGGCGCAUAACGCUCCUCCUCCUCCUUCAAAUAACAACCAAGUAUAUCAAUUUGUUGAUUGGAAUCCUACUUCGCAAUUCCAACAGCGGGGGAAAUCAGCUCAGUCAGCCAAUCGGCAGCAGCAGCAACAGCAACGAUCAUUACCGCCGCCACAUUACCCACCUCCAGGAACGCAAUUCAUCAACUUGUUCCCUCGAACGUCACCACAAAUGCCUCUGCCACCACAAAUGCCUACACCGACAGCAACUCCAACCCCAAUAUCAAUUCCAACACCAACGCGUGAUCACGUUCAACCUACACUAUUUACACCUGUUCCGGCACCUGUUCCGGCACCUGUUCCGACAACAACACCAGCGCCAACACCAGCGCCAGUAAGACAACAGACUGUGACAUCCGCGUCACCAGCAGCAGUAGCAACAACACAAGAUCAAAAUCUCAUCGUGAUUAGCAGUGAUGAAGAGGACAAUGACGACGUGAAAUUUGUAAUGGAAGGUUCACCUGUAGCUGGGAAACGGAAGAAGGGAAAAACGGUUGACGAUCCGAUCAGUCUUGACGAUGAAGAGGACGACAUAAUCGUAAAUGACGCGCAAGCACAAGAAAGACAGCGGCAGCAACAGCAGCACCAAAAACAGGAACCCGUUGCGAAGGAAGAAGGAACAAUCAAUAAAGCAUCGCGACAACAGUCGCAGUCAAUGAUACAACACCUACCUCUACAACCAGGACAACCACGUCCUCAGAUACAGCAGCAACAGCAACGUGCAUCUAGCGCGUCAUCGUCAAGUAAUCAAAUACUCGCCCAGCAAAUCCUUGCGCAAUCAAUUUUGAAACCAAGAAUGACUAUACACCAACUGCCAAAAAAUCAAGCAACACUUCAAAUUUCCAAACAAGGGGAGAUCACUGUACAAAAUCUAAACAAACCGCAUAUAACUAGAAAAAGACAGCAUUCCAGCGAGCAAUCUACAUCUUCUAUUGAUGUAAUACAAAGCGCACCAACGGCAACAAUACCAAGAUCGGAAGUUUUAGCAACUGGGUUGCAAUCGCAAGUCAUACCAUCAUCACCAUUGCCACAACCGUCAAAAGAACCUAUGGAUCAAGAUCCUGCAGAGGAUGAUGAUGACGACGAUAAUAGCUCAAUCUCGUCUUCGGAACUUCUGUUUGGGGCCAAACCUGUGACAACAGAAACGGAUUUUGGAAUAUUGGAUGCCAUGGUUGCGCCUGAUGAGGAAGAUGACGCACCGCCAGACUGGAGCCAGCUGAUCCAUGAUGUAGAUAUUAAGGAUGAGGACCUGACAAUGAACUCUGGUGCAUAUGGUGAUAGUAUGGAUCAAAUGCACCAGGACAAGGCCAAAGAGCCAUCAAUGCAGACAAAUUUACCCAAUAACGUGAACCUUGAUGUUCUUUUAUCGAUGAUCGAGGCCUACGAUGUGUCUGUGAUGGGUCCCCUUGAGGCUUCGGCGCUCGACACUACAGUAAAAGAAAACAGCGGUAUUAACGAACACCAGCAGCAGCACCCUCCAGCUAAAUUAACACGAACACGCACGCGUUAUGCUGGAAAACGUCGUUCACAGACUCCAUCACUUGUUGCAGAACAACAGACUCUAAAACCAUAUGUACCUUGUUCGGUCUGGGACCAUGCAACAUGGGAAGAUUGGGCUCAGAUGGAGAUCGGCGACUGGUUACAUUGGCCUUUUGAAGAAUGGGAAAUCGAGUUUAUCGAAAGCAUGAUGGAACAUUAUACUGCAAAAGCAAAGAAAAGACAGGCAGAUGGUCUUGAUAUUGACGGAAGAAACGUAUGGGAGUCUAUUGCACUCAAGUUGACGCGUCGGAGAGCAGUGGAUUGUGCGCGUUUUUGGGAUGAUCGGGAAAAGGGCCAUCAACAAAUGUACAAAACACCAGUGAUCAUAUCUUGCAAACCUAGAAAUACAAAACGACCAUCAGUAUAUAAGUUAGUAAAGGGCUCGCGAUAUCACGGUAGAUCACGGACCAACAUGUCAAAAGUGGCGCUUUGGCCGGAACUGAAAUACGAACAUACAUUUGGAGAAGGCAGCGCAGACACCCUUGCUGUGCACAUCCUAAACAGAAAGGGCAAAUCGAUCAAAAUCAUUGCUGCAUCUGCAUGCAAUGACCAACCCGAAUAUAACAUGCCUGGUAACCUCCGCAUCUGGUCUGCGUCUAAAAGACGCGUCUCACAGCUGAAAGGCCACAAAACACUGCACAAUGGCCAAGACGUUUGGCACACUGUCACUGAUGUACGAGCAUCCACCGACCAGCGACUAUUUUUUACGUCAUCUCAUGACACAACUGCCAAAGUUUGGUGUGGAUACACUGGGCGCAUGCUUUCCACUUUAUGUUACCAUGAAAAAAAGGUACAUCAGCUAGCAGUAAGCCCUGACAAGCAAAAGUAUAUCAUUGCUACUGGUUCAGGAGAUGGCGCAGCAGUCAUUUGGACUCUGAACGGCUUGGGAAAUGUUGGUGAUGGUACCGUAUGCAUUCCGGAUAAAAGACUGACCAAGAAUCCCAGCAUUGAUACCCUGGUGUUCGGUCGUGGACCAUCCGAAAACAUGCUUUACACGGGAGUAUCUUCUGGUUUGACCUCACCUAUGGGAUUUAUCCAAGGUUUCGACACAAGACGCGGUCAAACAGCAAUAUAUUACAAAAAUAUGAAUGGCGCCGUUUGUGACAUUGAUAUAUCAGAAACGGGAAGAUUCGUUGUUUCUGGAAACCACAGUCCUUUCGAAGAAUAUGAAGGUGAUGGCUAUGUUCACCUGAACGAUACCCGAACCCCUGAAUCUGUCAUCAAAGCACGAACAGGUCAUCCGGAUGUGAAUCUCGUUCGCAUGAGGUAAUUGCCGUAUGGGACAAUUAACUGCUUAGAGUGAGGUUGACCUAAGAGUUAUGUAUUUGUGCACAUUUAGUCCGUGCGAACGAUUUGUUGCUUCUGGUAACCCAAAUAAUGAAACUGCUGUGUUGGACAUUCGACGACCUGAUAAAGUCUUGUUCAGAUUAAAACAUCAACAAACACUUGCUGAUCACAUGGUGCCUAUCAACUCGGA
Zychaea mexicana is the source of this 3316-nucleotide messenger RNA. RefSeq lists its product as uncharacterized. The record is from RefSeq and is a predicted model, not a curated record. The coding region runs from base 236 to 3109 and encodes 957 amino acids. Gene Ontology annotation, molecular function: protein binding. The transcript is spliced from 8 exons. Lineage: Eukaryota; Fungi; Mucoromycota; Mucoromycetes; Mucorales; Lichtheimiaceae.